AUGUCUUCAGAUCCGCUCAGCUGGACCUUGCGAUUCAAAAAGCACAAGACAACCGUGCUUCUGAUGCUCCCAGCUCAAGAAUCGAUCCAAUCUACAAAAGAAAAACUACACAGUGCACUCAAAGCGCGCGGCCUUACGGAAAUAAAUGGCGAUCUUAUUCCCGAGGAUCCUUCAGAGCUAGAAUUCGGAACACCCAUCGAUCGAAAUGAGCUCGAGAAAGGUUGGGCUCGUUUAGACGUUCCAGCUAAAGAGAACAGCGACAGCGCAACAAAGAAAUCAGGCGCAGGACGACCGAAGAAGAGCUCCUUGACUGAUAGCUUGCAAGCGGCCGAUAUUCGUGAUGGACAGGCUAUUGCAUUCCGGUUCAGGAAGGUUGCACAUGGCGAGGAUGAAGAUUCGGAUUUUGAGGAUCCUGGAUGGGAUGUCCUAGUACCAUCGCUUGAUGAUGAUGAACCUGAGUGA
Talaromyces amestolkiae is the source of this 462-nucleotide messenger RNA. RefSeq lists its product as uncharacterized. Bases 1 to 462 code for a protein of 153 amino acids. The transcript has 2 exons. The record is from RefSeq and is a predicted model, not a curated record. Lineage: Eukaryota; Fungi; Ascomycota; Eurotiomycetes; Eurotiales; Trichocomaceae.